Myripristis murdjan (pinecone soldierfish) is the source of this 3714-nucleotide messenger RNA. RefSeq names its product sal-like protein 2. Gene Ontology annotation, cellular component: nucleus. Gene Ontology annotation, biological process: regulation of transcription by RNA polymerase II. Bases 1 to 3714 code for a protein of 1237 amino acids. Gene Ontology annotation, molecular function: RNA polymerase II cis-regulatory region sequence-specific DNA binding; DNA-binding transcription factor activity, RNA polymerase II-specific. The transcript has 3 exons. The record is from RefSeq and is a predicted model, not a curated record. NCBI's taxonomy places the organism in Eukaryota, Metazoa, Chordata, Actinopteri, Holocentriformes, Holocentridae.
AUGUCACGCCGGAAGCAGAAGCGACCCCAGCAGCUCGUUAACGCGGAUCCGGGGGGCACAAGGCUGCUGUCUCACGAUGACCACCUAGGUGUGAAGUCACCAUCCAUGUCUCUUGGCUCAGAGAUUACCUCAUCAGGGUCCUCCUCCUCAUCCCCCACUUCCCUCCAAGACUGCCAGCCGCCUCUGGCCCCUCGCCCAUCCCCCGGUGGGCUCCACGCGCCCUCCUUACCCAGCGAGAGCUCGCCUCCUCCCCACUGGCCCAGCCACAUCGCCCCCUUCACCACUUCCCUCCCUAACACCCACUCUUCCCUUUCUCCAGACUUUCCUCACCCCUCGCUGUCCUCCCAGACUCACUCACCUCCUCCCCUUGGUCAAACCUCAGGCUCACACACCCUUUCCCACCAAGGCAACUCUCACUCCACCAUGACCUCUCCACAGAUGGGCAGCUCUGCUACCACCACUACCUCCUCCUCCUCUUCCUCCUCCUCCUCAUCUCAGUGUGUGCCACCUCAGCGUGACAGCUCCAGUCCAGGUCAGCAGCAGUCCUCCAGCUCCCCAGGACAGCAGGGACAGAUCCAGGUACCUCAAACCCUGGCAGUUCUCCUGGAGGAGUUGAGGGUUUUGCAGCAGAGGCAAAUCCACCAGAUGCAGAUGACAGAGGAGAUCUGCAGGCAUGUUUUGCGGCUUGGAGGGGCUGUUUUUGGCCAAGAUAAUAACCCACAGGCCAGUGGUGUGGAGAGCCACCAGAAGUCCACUGGAGCAGGAUCUUCCUCGCCAACACACCCUUCCCCUGCCACCACAGCAACUUCAGCCUCAACGCUCUUGACUGGCCUUCCAUCCUCCCUAUUCCCCCAGCCAUCUGGGUCCAAAUCCAGCAUUUCACACAGUAACGGAAGCAGAGUCCCUCCCUCCUCUGCCUCCUCCUCUUCUUCCUCGGCUAUUUCAUCCAGUAUCAGCUCCUCUGUUGCUUCCCUGCAUCCCAUCUCCUUGUCACUGGGCCUACCACCACGCUACCUCCACGAAAAAUCCUCCAACACCUCCCCAUUUGGUCACAGCAAUGGCAUCAGUUUCCCUACUCCUCCCCUUCCUACCUCCAGCCAUUCCCAGGACCUCCAACCCAGCUCCUCCCUGGGCUCUGCCUCUGCAUCGGGCCGCCCUCAACAUGCCUGCCGAUUUUGUGGCAAGGUUCUGAGCAGUGAUUCAUCUCUCCAGAUCCACCUGAGGUCACAUACAGGUGAAAGGCCCUACCAGUGUCCUGUCUGCCUCAGCCGUUUCACAACUCGAGGGAACCUUAAAGCCCAUUUCCUGCGGCACAGAGAGCAGAACCCUGAGCUGUCCCUGUCCCUGCUGCCCCCAGCGCUGUCGGAGCAGAGCCAGCCCGGCUCAGCCCUGGGUGCCACCCAGAGAAGGAGGAAACGGCGUGCUGAGGAUGAUGAGCCGUUUAACGCGGUGAAAGGCAGCAUUCCUGGGAUGACAGAAAACGUGGCUUUGGGAUUCCUGUCUGGCGCAUCAGCUCGCCCCUCCCCUUCGUCCUUACCUCUUCCUCCCUCUGUGGACAUGGCGCUGCUGUCCACAGCCCAUUCACUCCUACAGCUGAACCGAGCCUCAGCCGCAGUUGCAGCCAGCGCAUCGAGCACUGCAUUGCCAUCUUCGUCUUCAUCUGCUUCUUCCUCCUCAUCCAUGGGCAGCCAGUAUAAACCAGCAAAGCAGCAGCGUUUCGAUGAAAACACACCCCCUCACUCUGCCCUGCAUGCAAGCUCCCCGUACUCCCAACUAGCCCACCUCCCGAAGAUUCUCUUCCCUGGCGGUACCAGCCCUCACCACCUCGCACUUCUCAGGCCCCCAACUCAUCCAUCAACCUCCCACCUCACUUCACAUCAGCUUCCCUUCCCCUUCCCACCUUUCCCUAAACCGUCAACCUCCUCCCCCUCCUCUUCCUCUCCUGCCCCUUCUACCCAGACUUCAGACACCUCCAAGCUACAACGGCUGGUACAAAAGCUUGAAAAACAGCCUCAGGGCGGGACCUCUUCCUCAUCCUCCUCUUCUCCCUCCACCUCCUCACAAACCGAUGCUUCUGCCAAUGGGGAAACACACGGUCAUGACCUGAGCACCACCUCCAGCGCCUAUCGCAGGGAAAUGUUGGCUGCUCUUGGCCUCAGCCCCAGUGCCAGUGCUGGGGGGCUGGUAAGCAGCCAGGGCACCUCUGGUUCCACCUCUACAACCACCACCACUGCCUCUUCUCUGCCCAGCACCCUGGCAGCUAAUCAGUGUGGGGUGUGUCUGCGUGUCCUCAGUUGCCCUAGAGCCCUGCGUUUGCACCAGGCCACACAUCUGGGAGAGCGUCCUUUCCCUUGUAAGCUGUGUGGUCGUUCCUUCUCCACCAAGGGCAGCCUCAGGGCCCACCUGGCCACUCACCGCGCUCGUCCACCCAAUGCUCGUGCCCAGAACUCCUGCCCACUCUGCCCGCGAAAGUUCACAAAUGCCUUGGUUCUUCAGCACCACAUCCGUCUACAUUUGGGAGGGCAAAUACCACCUGAUGAGGACAUGCCUCCUGAAGAUGGCACUGAAAUGGAGCAUGCCAGCCUGGCUGAUGGGAAUAAUGACUCCUUUGGCUCCCCAUCCAAACCCCAACUCCUCCCACUGGCCUUAACAAUGGGCAGCAGCUCCAAAUCUACAAUCAGUGUCCUUGACUCAGGGUCCACUUCUAAGCAAUCCACAGCUGCUGAUCCGAUCUCUGUGAAGACGGAGGAAUCUGAGGCCUCCACACCCAGUAUUAGCCCACCUCUGACCCAUAAUCCCCCCACAGCGGGAGCCGGGGACCCCCUGCGUCUGGGAGACACCGCCCUCGCCAAUGAUAGCCCCAUGAACGACUCCAUGUGCUCUGAGGAGGAGACCAACGCUGACCUGAGGAGCAGCAGCCCUUACAAAGCACCAGCAGCCAGUUCUCACUCAGCUGUAGCCAAUGGGGAAACAGCGGAUGAGGACACACCUCUUUCCCUCUGCGUUUCCAAACCUGGGGUGGAGAGUGAUAUGAUAAAGAGUGGGGUUAGCAAUGACACCUCACCGUCUACAGACACUCCAGUGUGCUCCAGUGAUAAAUUGACCCCAAGUCCUGAAUCCACCCCAAAAUCCCCAGCUGUCAAUCCCUUACCUGCCCUCACCCCUCCUGCCAGUCCCAGUGCCAUCCCCGAAGCAGAGGAGGCUUCUGCCAGCAAACCACAGGAGCCCGAGAAGGACAAGGCUGCCCCAAGUAAAGGGCAGAGUGAGACCACCACACCCGGAGACGCUUUACCGAUGCUGGAUCCAGAACCACAAAAGGAGACGCCCACAGGGGAAGGUGACGGCAAGCCAGAAAAGCUUUCAGAGGACUUAGAACCCUCUCACCCAACACCAGCACUGCACACCCAGCCUCCUCGCCCUGAUAAACCCUACAGCUGCUCCCAGUGCGGAAAGGCAUACGCCAGCCGGAGUGGACUGAAGGGACACAUGAAAAUGCACCCUGGAGCAGUGACCAGCGGCGCCUCCAAGGUUCAAACCAAUGACAGUGACAUUACGGAGGAUCGCAGCUCGCAUUCAGGCAAUAAAGGCCCAGAAGAACAGGAUGAAAAGCAGGGAUUGGCUAAAUCCCCUGACAAAGGUGACAGCCUAGAUCCUCUACCAAUCAGUGUUGGUUCUGGUGUGGAAGCUGACAAGCAGGUGGACACUGCUGUGUAG